Ctenopharyngodon idella (grass carp) is the source of this 4535-nucleotide messenger RNA. Its product is annotated as E3 ubiquitin-protein ligase TRIM17-like. The transcript has 5 exons. The record is from RefSeq and is a predicted model, not a curated record. Gene Ontology annotation, molecular function: zinc ion binding. The coding region runs from base 471 to 1877 and encodes 468 amino acids. NCBI's taxonomy places the organism in Eukaryota, Metazoa, Chordata, Actinopteri, Cypriniformes, Xenocyprididae.
GUAUUCUGCUGCCAGGCCAGUUAGCGAUGUCACUUUGUAAAGAAACACUAGGUGUCUAUAGACUGAACACACAUGCACAUGACGUCACCUUUUUCACAAAUUAAUGUUUUUGUAAUUUACAUGGAGAUGAUAACGGUAUCACUUUUUGAAACCCGUUUUCAAAAAUUUGCGUUUUCACGCUCCCAAAAUGCCAUUGUCAUGUAAAUGAAUGGCAAAAACGCAUAAAGGUUUCAGUUUUUAGUUCAUGUAAAUGGAUCCAGUUUAUCUGCAUUGUACAGAUACAGAACAGAAUGAAUCACAAUUGUUUCUGAUGAAUUGAGCUCCUCCCACUUCAUAUAGAGAUAGACACACCUGCUAAUCUGCUGUAGUUCAUAUAUUACCUGAAGCUCAGAUUUGUAUGCUCAUUUUCCCUGCUGUGGAUGUGAAGCUUAAAACCUGGUAACUUAGGUCAAACUUGGCAAAAGUGCAAAAUGGCAUCUGAAGGUUUUUCUGAGGAGGACUUCACUUGUCCCGUGUGCUUGGACUUUUUCGUAAAUCCUGUUGUUCUACCCUGUAGUCACAGCAUCUGUUCAGAGUGCAUUCAGAAGUUUUGGGAAAGUAAAGGAUCUAAUGAAUGUCCCAUUUGCAGAGAAAUAUCCAUGACGCAUGAUCCACCGGUAAAUCUGGCUUUGAGGAACCUGUGCGAGACUUUUCAACAGGAGAGAAGUCAGAGAUCUUCAUCUGAAGGUGAAACGGUUUGCAGCGUUCACAAAGAGAAGCUCAAGCUCUUCUGUCUGGAUGAUCAACAGUUCGUGUGUUUGGUGUGUCGAGACUCCAAAAUACACACCGACCACAAAUUCUGUCCCAUAGAGGAAGCAGUGAACUACAAUAAGGAGAAACUCAGAGAUUCACUGAAACAAUUACAGGAGAAACUGGGAUCAUUUGAGAAUUUUAAACUGACUUUGGAUCAAACUGCUGAUCAUAUUAAGAAUGAAACUCAAGAUACAGAGGAGAAGAUCAACAAGCAGUUUGAGGAACUUUAUGAGAUUCUGUUAAUCGAAAAAGAAGCCAGAAUAACAGCGCUGAGAGAGGAAGAGAAGCAGAAGAGUCAGAAGAUAAUGGAGAAGACUGAGAAGACGACCAAACAGAUUGUAUCUCUCACAUGGACAAUCAGAGACAUAGAGGAGCAGAUGAAGGCUGAAGAUGAUACAUUCCUCAAGAACUUCAAGAACACAUUGAAAAGAGCCAAGCGUAGCCCACCAGAUCCAGGGAAUGUCUCAGAAUUGCUGAUCGACGGCCCAAAAUACCUGAGCGACAUGAAGCGCACUGUGUUACAGAAGAUUGAGGGUUCCAGCGGGGACCACAGUGUCAGGGGGGGCCCCGGCUUUAGAGGGAACAAGAGUAGCAGAAGGGGCCAAAAUUUUAGGGGGAGCACUAAUCACAGGGGGGGCCAGAAUCCCAGAGGGGGGCCACAGCUCCAGGGGGCCCCAGAGUUCCAGGGUGACAACCACUGUUCUGGGGGAUCAUAUAGAUCAAGGGGGGGCUAUAAUCACAGGGGGGGCCAGAGUUCCAGAGGGGGGCAACAAUUCCAGGGGGGCCCAGAGUUCCAGGGGUGCCCCGAUUUCCAAGGGGGGGCAGAGUUCCAAGAGAACAGCCACAAUUUUGGGGGAUCAUAUAGGACCAGGGGGGGCCAUAAUCACAGGGGCACCCAGAGUUCCAGAGGGGGACCACAAUUCCAGGGGGGCCCAGAGUUCCAGGGGGGGGCAGAGUUCCAGGGGGACGGCCAAAAUUUUGGGGGAUCAUAUAGGACCAGGGGGGGCCAUAAUUACAGGGGGGCACAGAGUUCCAGAGGGGGACCACAAUUCCAAGGGAGGCCAGAAUUCCAGAAGGAGUUCUAGGGGAGAUUUCUAUGAGGGUGGGGGACACCGCAGAGGUGUUGGUGCAAAUAUGUAACAUUAAAGUAUGCUAUAAAAAAUUAUAAAUAGCCUACACUGAAAAAAAAAUUGGUGUAGAAACAAUUUUAACUCAACUCAAAUUUCACAAACAAAUAACAAAGAAUCGGCAAGUAAUACACUGAUUUAAACAUGACAUUUUGAAGCAGAAAAACUGAGAUAGUAUUUUUGUGUAAAACGUACUCUAAUCAUCUAAAUAAUAGACUUUAAAAAAGCAUUUUUUUAAACUUUGUACCUUAUAUUCUGCAUUUAUUGAAAUUUAUUUUUUAUUUUCCCAAAAACUACAAAUUUAAGAAAUCACAUUUAUUCUAGUCACAGAGUAAGCUGUGCACAGAUGUUAAAGGCACAAUAUGUAAGAUUUUUGGUGUAACGGCCCUAGUCAUUGCGUCGCCUGUCAAUGACGUCCUCCGCGUUACCCUCGAUUUCAAGUUUUACUUCUGUAGAAACCAUGGAAACACCAAAGAUGCUUUAAUAUAUUGUGUUUUAUUAGACAGGUGAGCACCUGUUUGGAUACCUUUAUCGAUAUUCUAAUAUAUAUUAUUGUUAUAUACAGUAUAUUAUGUAAUAUUAUAACAACUUUCAAUGCACUCAAACUUAUUUAGCAAGACUGUUUUGACCAAGUAUGGUAAAUGUAACCGUAACCAAGUUCAGUGAAGAACGAGACGGGAACCUGCAAACGUUAAACGUAACAUUGAUCGUAAAAUAAACAUAAACAACAAAACGAAAGGAGCGGCAGUGGCCGACUGCGGCAUAUAAGCAUAAAAACAGCAAUGCAAAUUGUCCCAGACUCUCAGCCCCGCCCUGCUUUAUACCACAGCUAUGUUAAUAAAACUUUAAUACAUCAGCUCAUUCCUGAACAUGAUUCUGCCUGAGUCCCAUCAGAUUGCUUUCCAUCGGUUGUGGAGGUGAAGAUGACAACUCCCAUGAUUCCACGCUCAAUCACGGCGUCAACAAGCUACGCUUUUGUUAUUAUUUUGAAUAGGCGACCUCUAGUGGCAAAACUUACAUAGUGUGCAUUUAAGCAUAGAGGUUAGACAUAAGUUCGCAUUUUAUACUUAAGUUUCUUUUUACAUUAUCAGCUCUUUGAAUCAGUGAUGGUUUGUUGAAAACAGCGAAGAACUAGUUUUUUAUGUGCUAGCAGUUUGUACUACUUUAUGAAUAAAACAUAUCAAAUAAGAAAAAACAUGUUAAAAUAUGUUAUAAAAAAUGUAUAAAUGGCCUACACUGAAAAACAAAUUGGUGUAGAAAUUAUUUUCACUCAGACAUUGCUAGUAAAUUUUACAAACAACUACAAAGAAAGUAACACAUUGAAAUAAACAGUUUUGAAGUAGAAAAACUGAAAUAGUACUAUCUUUGAAAAAGCAUUUUUUUUUUACUGUGUACCUUAUAUAUUCUGCAUUUAUUCAAGUUUAUUUUUUAUUUUCCCAAAUUUUAGAAAUUAAAUUUAUUCAAGGUCACAGAAAAAAACUGCACAGAUAUAUGAAGUUAGAGAAACGUUUACAUUUUUUUUUUCAGCUCUUUGAAUCAUUGACAGUUUGUUGAAAAUGACAGAGAACAAUUUUUUUUUUUUAAUGCAACGUUUUCAAGAAGAAAAACAGUUCCUACCAAGCGGCUUUGAGCCUAGUGGAACGAAUAAGUUCAAACAAGAUCGACAUAUUAAGUCGGCAUGAAAUGAAAGUUGCGCUAGUAUUUUCUUCCCUAUUGUGCCAAAUAUCCGAUAGAAACGGCUUUACGAACAAGAACAAAUUUAGGACGAGAAGAGAUGUCGCUGCAAGAGGGAGGGGAAGUUAUUUUGAUUAAACAUUACAAGGCACAUGAAUUAAAAAAAACAAAUAAUGAUGUGCACAGAUAAAUCAUUUAUAAACUGUGAUAUUCCAUAAAAAAAAUAAGAAUUGUCUAUUUUGAUUUCAUGGUGACUUUAAGUGAUAAUGUACAUUUCUGUCACUUAUUACACAGACUUUCACCAUAUAAAUAAUGAUGUGGGCAUGAAAUAUUGAUUUGAGAAGAAACCAGUACCUGUUUAUUAUCUUAUAAUCUAUUACAGUGUACAAAACAAUUGUUCUAGCAACAAGAUGAACAGUUAAACAAUAUUACUGUAUAGGCCUAUUAUUAAUACUGAAGUCUUACUGCUUCAUUUUACAGUAAAUACUGUCGAUAACUGAGGCACACAUAAUUCAUGUGGUUAUGUCAUGAAUUAUUCUUUUUUAAUUUAGCUUUUAUUCUUCAUGUUAUGAUAAUCUAAUAAUAAAGCUCUGAUAUAAUUUGGGUGUUUUGUAGAAUUUACAACAUUGUUCUCUUUUAUGAAAUGUAUAAUCAUCAUAUGAAAUAUAAUUGUUAUUUAGCCUAUUGGUUCUGUCAUAAAUUGUUCUUUUUUAAUUUAGAUUUUUUUCUUCAUUUUAAAUGAUCAUCUGUAACAAUAAUCAAGCUCAUAUGUAAUUUGAGUGUUUUGUUUUAUUUACAACAUUGUUCUCUGUAACUUACGAAACAAGGAAUCAAAUAGGCUAUUUUUUUUUAAUUGUUAAUUAUGAAUUUAGGGUUAGGGUUCUGUCAUAAAUUGUUAUUUUUAACUUGGCUUUUAUCCUUUUAUCCAAUAAAGAAACAACA